Molecule: messenger RNA, 1122 nt
Organism: Microdochium trichocladiopsis
Lineage: Eukaryota; Fungi; Ascomycota; Sordariomycetes; Xylariales; Microdochiaceae
Exons: 3
Coding region: 1-1122 (373 amino acids)
Source: RefSeq, a predicted model, not a curated record
AUGGACCUCCCGAUCAUCGACCUCGACGUCUACCUGCGCCACGGCGCCGACUCGGACGCCGCCCGUGCCGAGUGCGCAAAGGCUGCCCGCGCCCUCAUCACCUACGGCGCCCUCAUCCUCCACGACUCGCGCGUCGCCGAGCAGGACAACGUCACCUUCCUCGACCUGCUCGAGGACUACUUUGCCCAGCCCGCCGACGCCCUGCGCGAGGACGAGCGCCCGGACCUUGGCUACCAGGUCGGCGUCACUCUCGAGAACACCGAGAAGCCCAAGUGCGCCGUCGACGAGCCCUGCCUCGACGUCAUCGAGCGCCUCGCCCCCAGCGAGCGACCCCUCGACAUUGGCGGCCACGAGCCGGACCCCAAAUGCCGCUUCUUCUGGAAGAUGAGCGAGGUGCCCCCAUACGAGACGCAGUUCCCCAGCCUGAACGCGCCAAACGUCAUCCCCAGGGCGGAGAAUAUUCGGGACCGCUGGACACCGGUCAUGGAGAAGUGGGGGACGUCGAUGAAGAGCGCUGUGACGGGAGUUGCCGAGAUGGCUGCAGUUGGCAUGGGUCUGCCCGCGACGACUUUCUCAGACGCCGGCAAGUACGGCCCCCAUCUCCUGGCCCCCACGGCGUCGGACCUGCAAAAGUACGGCAAGCAGGACACCAUCCUGGCCGGGUUCCACACGGACCUCAACUUCCUCACCAUCCACGGCCGCUCGCGGUACCCGGGCCUGCACAUCUGGGCGCGCAACACGGGCAAGAAGAUCCCCGUCAAGAUCCCCGAGGGCAACUACCUGCUCGUCCAGGCGGGCAAGCAGAUCGAGCACCUGACGGGAGGGCUCGUCAAGGCCGGGUACCACGAGGUCGUGGUCAACGAGAGGACGCUGGCCGUCAUCGAGAAGCGCAAGGCCGUAUUUCCCGACCGGCCCCUCGUGCGCAUCAGCAGCACCUUCUUCUGGCACCUCAGCAGCGACUUUGACCUCGCGCCCAUCCCGUCGCUCGUCCAGCAGGCCAAGGCUGUCCGCGCCGAGCAGUUCAACCUCGGCAAGGACGAGGGCGAGGAGGUCGACUACGUGGCCAUGAAGGUUGGCCAGCAGGUCCAGAGCGAGCUCAAGCACAUUGCGCUGAUGACGUGA